UUCAUCAGGAUCGAGGCAGUGAACGAAGAGCAGACCUUGCGCGGAAUUGCAUCCAGCGGAUACCGUCCCGUCUUGUAUCCAUACGAUACACAAUUACGUGUACCUUACCGUUAUCAUACGGAACCAACUGAACUUUCAUACUUCCUAAUCCACCAACUGCUCGACAACCCAUUUUGGAAACAUCCACCGUGGGCACAGAGGACGCUACUAUAUUACCACCUUGUCCCCUGUUACUGGCUUGGUCUAUCGUCUCAAUCGCAUAAGAUCAUCGUCAAUUUUAAUCCCCUUGACAUUCAUUCCUCCGGUCCUUGUGAAUCUAUACAAACACCUCUUCUACUUUAUCCACUAUACAGAUCCUCACUCUCUACACUGCCAAGCUAUCGCAUUCUUCAUAGCUUCAAAUACAGUGCAAUGGCUCCUCGACCUGCGCUCUAUCCGCUCAAGACACCGAAAGGAGUAUCUUUCCCUUCUGAACUUCAAGAUGACCAGCCUUAUGGGUCAGACACCAGUCAACAAGACGCAGACAAUGGGCCUUCCGUACUACCACCCCGGGCAUAUACAGAGUUUCUUCGCGCAUUAAGCCCUGUAUAUGCAGGACCAGAAGGCCUCAAUGCGAGCUAUACAAGAUGGGUCUUGAGCAAGACUCUGCCCUCUCCUGUCUCGUUGCCUUCAACCGCCAGCACCUCGUCUUUUCCCGGAAACAUUGAGACGAAGACGAGCCCAACUUCUAUUCCGCCAUCCCCAGUUGCUUCCUCUCGACCUGUGAGAAGCUCCAGCACCUUACGACGUCUUCGCCCGUUGUCAAGUUAUCCAUACUCCCCCAUUACCGCCGAGUCGCCUCAGAGUCCGUUCACCGUACGAACUCCAUAUUCCCCCGCAGACCGGAGGACAAUGAGCAUCGACACAACAAAUGCAGGCGGCGGGAAAACUGUUACCAUCCAACAUAUUGUCACACGUACGGUCACUUUGAAGCGCACGCCUCCGCUCGAGGCGCCACCCAAAGGCAAACGCCGCAGAACCAGCGACUCUGAAGAGCAGUAAACCUGCCUGCUUUGCCACAGUCACGAUCAUAUUUCGACAGAUCGAUGCCACUUUUUACGCUUUGGAGUUCUUGAAUGAUUGCUUUUCUUGCCCUUUCUAUUCGGUUGUAUGCUUGUAUUCUGGGUUGCAAUGAUUUGGUUUUCUUUUUGUCAUGCAUUAUCAAGUUCUAAGCUCUAUGACGACCGCUAGACACACGCGCAUCCAGAUCCUGGCGAUUAGGAUUGCAAACAAACAGGUGAUGAGGUUUGGAGUUGGGGUAUUUGCAUGGUAUCUUGUUCUCAUCAGGAAACGCCGUGUUUCUUUGCGGCUGCUUCGAGAUGAAUCAAUAAUGGUCUUUAUUGUGGGCCGGGGGGAGGGCGUGCUGGGGCCCUUGGCGUUAGUUGUCUGACUCGGGUCUUAAAGAACCAAUGGAAUUGAACAUAUCGCUAAAGCAUGUUGUUGAUUAUGUUUGAGCCAAUGAGACUGCAUA
Molecule: messenger RNA, 1510 nt
Organism: Aspergillus aculeatus ATCC 16872
Lineage: Eukaryota; Fungi; Ascomycota; Eurotiomycetes; Eurotiales; Aspergillaceae
Exons: 2
Coding region: 412-1041 (209 amino acids)
Source: RefSeq, a predicted model, not a curated record